Messenger RNA from Linderina pennispora, 1506 nucleotides. RefSeq lists its product as uncharacterized. The transcript has 3 exons. NCBI's taxonomy places the organism in Eukaryota, Fungi, Kickxellomycota, Kickxellomycetes, Kickxellales, Kickxellaceae. Bases 1 to 1506 code for a protein of 501 amino acids. The record is from RefSeq and is a predicted model, not a curated record.
AUGCGCACGGUAAUGGAGAUGCGUAUGGUCGCAAUGAGCGGUGCUAUCAGGGCCAAGCCAGGCUGGACCGUCAAGAUGCAGGACGGUGCGAUUCGCCAGAAGUGGACUACUGAGGCCAAAAGCCAGGGUCUGACUGAUCUAGAAAUCAAGUAUGUUCUGGAAGAACUCGACUACUACGCCAAGCUGAAAGACUGGCACCCGAGCACGAACGAGCAGGUGCUGAACCUCAUCCAUCCGUCGCUGUACCCACUCUUUUACGACGGGUCUUUCCUGUGCCAGCCCAUCGCCUCGCCAGCUGCCGCCCUGGAACCGCUGACUAUCAAGCAGUACUGCUGGCUCCCUAGUGAGUUCCAUGUUCGCGACGAUGGCUCGGUCGAAGUCGAGUCGUACAUCAAUAACCUCCAUCCUGUGAGGCAUGCAAAGCUGUAUCCAACUAUUGCAAACAUCUUUGCUCGUUUCGUGCCCAUGUUUGAGAACAUGGUCACGGAUCUUGCGUUUAUGCAAGAUGGAAACCCAGACUUGGUCGAAAGCGAUGGCGCGGAUUCAGGAGAAAGUGAUGUGGUUGGGUUUGACGACGAGUAUAGAAGGUGGCUAGAAACCAGGGAGUUCAUUCCGCCUCCUCCAGAGGAGUUCAAAAUGCCAGACCGUCCUAUUCCUGCCUUCAGCUUCCGUAGUCGUCGCCUUCAGGCGAUCGUCAAGAUGUCGAACAUCGUGCUGACUCCAGACAAGCCAGAGUACGAGGGAGGCAGCUGGCAUGUUGAAGCCAUGGCCAACGAGCAUAUCGUUGCCACGGGAAUCUACUACUACGAUGUCGACAAUAUCACAGAGAGCAGGCUCAACUUCCGUCAGUCCAUCAAGAGGUUGAUUCACUAUGAGCAAGGUGAUAAGCGUGGCGUAAGGCUUGGAUAUGGCAUUGAAGUGGAUGGCAAUCUAGAUGCUAUGUUGUCUCAAGAACUUGGCAGCGUUGAGGCACUCAGCGGUCGCUGCAUUUGCUUCCCAAAUAUCUACCAGCACCAGGUCUCUGGCUUCAAGCUCAAGGAUCCGUCGAAGCCUGGCCACCGCAAGAUCCUUGCCUUUUUCCUCAUCGAUCCGUCCAUGAGGAUCCCAUCAACCAAGGUCGUUCCCCCGCAGCAGCAGGACUGGUGGGCUGAGAAGCUGUUCGAGCUCCCGCGAUUUGGCAGCCUGCCUCUUACAAUCAACGACUGCUUGUUCGAGCACAUUGAGUGGCCCAUGUCGCUUGAAAAGGCCAGGGAAGAGCGCCUGAAACUGAUGGCCGAGCGUUCGACAAACAACGAGACUGCUACCUCCAUGUAUUUUGAGCAAAGGUUCAACCUGUGCGAGCACCAGCAUGUCUGCCAGCUAAUUCCCUGUUGUCAACAUUUUAACAAUAGGGAGAGGGGUGGGCCAAGCAACCACCGCCACAAAACGGCAUAUGGCAUUGUUGCAUGGGUGCUAUUUUACUUGUUUGGUGGCGAAAUCAAAUUGUUGGAUGUCCACACAAUAUAG